Mytilus californianus (California mussel) is the source of this 6054-nucleotide messenger RNA. RefSeq names its product sodium- and chloride-dependent glycine transporter 1-like. Lineage: Eukaryota; Metazoa; Mollusca; Bivalvia; Mytilida; Mytilidae. Gene Ontology annotation, cellular component: membrane. The record is from RefSeq and is a predicted model, not a curated record. Gene Ontology annotation, biological process: sodium ion transmembrane transport. Bases 197 to 2155 code for a protein of 652 amino acids. The transcript has 15 exons.
AAAAAAAAUUUAAAUAGCGUCUCGUUUUCCAAGGAAAUCUAGAAAAUCAGCUGACCUAUUUUUCACUGGCAGUUGAGAGUAAGGAAAAUAAUCACCGUGUGGAUUUGGAUACAGUUUGACAAGGUCCAGUGAUGUUGUACGCGUGUGCAAGGUUUCGUCAUCUGGAUAAAAACAUCAGUUUCAAGCUGCACAAACAAUGCCUGGAAGUCCAAAAUUACUCAGCUCAGCACCGCUGAAACUAAUAGAUAAAGAAUCAAUGAUGUCAAACAGCUCUGAUUCUAGUGAAGAUGAAAAUCCUGAGCGUGGAAAUUGGGGAAAUAAAAUGGAAUUUGUUUUGUCAUGCCUUAGUUAUGCUGUAGGUCUUGGUAAUGUUUGGAGGUUUCCCUAUGUUUGCUACAGAAAUGGUGCAGGAGCUUUCUUAAUACCUUUUAUUCUGAUGUUAUUUAUCACUGGUAUACCACUGGUCUUUAUGGAGCUGUCUUUAGGCCAGUACUGCAGUUCAGGAAUUGUAACCUUAUGGAAAGCAUCACCAAUAUUUCAAGGAGUUGGCUGGGCCAUGUUCGUUGUGUCAGUUCUGAUAUCAGUAUAUUACAACAUGAUUAUAGCCUACACAUUGUAUUUUUUGUUUGCUUCGUUUGCCAAAAUUCUACCAUGGAGUGCUUGUGGAGAUUGGAGUACUGAAGUUUGUAAUGAUGGAGAACUACACGAAAUAAAAGCGUGUACCAAGGUCGGAGGUGAAUGGUGUAAUGGAGGAUGUAUAGCCAACAUGUCAGCACUGAACGAGACAUACAGACUAGCUAUAUCACCAAACUGUUCUAACUUUACAUCAAAUAUUAAAUCACCUAGUGACGAAUUCUUCCAUGAACAUGUAUUAGGAAUAACUGAUGGAGUUCAUGAAAUGGGAACGAUACGAUGGGAGCUUGUUGGAUGUCUAGCUUUAGCCUGGGUACUAGUUGGAUUAUGUCUAGCAAAGGGCAUAAAAAGCUCUGGGAAAGCAGUAUAUUUCACAGCAUUUUUCCCAUAUGUUGUACUGAUGAUUUUAUUGGUUCGUGGAUUAACAUUAGAAGGAUCUGUGGAUGGUAUUGUAUAUUUCUUAACUCCACAGUGGAGUCAGCUAAGUAAAGCUCAGGUAUGGGCUGAUGCAGCUGUACAGAUAUUUUUCUCUCUGUCACCUUGCUGGGGAGGUUUGAUUACUUUAGCCAGUUAUAACAAGUUCCGUAAUAACUGCUUCCUUGAUGCCAUUAUUGUAUCUGUGAUGGAUUGUGUGACAAGUGUAUUUGCCGGACUAGUCAUUUUUGCUAUCAUCGGAUAUAUGGCACAUGAACUGAAUGUAGAACUGGACCAAGUAGCAAGUGAAGGUGCUGGUUUAGCUUUUGUUGUUUAUCCAGAGGUUGUGACAAAGUUACCAAUAUCACAGUUGUGGUCUGUUCUCUUCUUUGCUAUGUUAAUCACAUUAGGUUUAGGUACACAGAUUGCUACCGUGACAACAGUACACACCACAUUGAUGGAUUACUGGCCACACGUGUUCCGUGUUAAUCAGAAACGCAGAAUAUUAUUAUUGGUCAUGAUUGCUGUUACUUGCUUCUUAUUAGGUCUUGCAUUUUGUACACAGGGAGGAAUGUUUAUUCUACAGCUGUUUGACAACUAUGCUGCAACAUAUUCAUUACUAUUGAUUGGUUUAGUUGAAUGUAUUGGUAUCGGUUGGGUAUAUGGUGCUGAUAGGUUUUUGGGAGAUAUAGAACUAAUGUUGGGAAAACGUCCUUCCAAUAUAUGGAAAUACAGUUGGAAAUUUGUUGCUCCUACAGCUUUAUUGGCUAUAUUGAUAUUUUCCUGGGCUGAUUUCAAGUCCUCCAAAUAUGACAAAUAUGUCUUCCCAUUGUGGGCUGAUGGUUUGGGAUUCAUUAUCACCCUAUCUUCUAUAAUGCUGAUACCAGCUAUAGCCAUCUAUAAAGUGGUUUGUGCAAAGUGUAAAUCAGAAUUAGGAUUAAUGGAGGUGAUAAAAAACUUGUCAAAACCAACAGAUGAUUGGGGUCCAGUGUCGAAAGAACACAGAACAGAAAGAAAAAUGAUUGAUGGAACUCCGACUGAACAGUUUGAAUCUCAGAUACCAUUUGUAGGGUCACAGUUCUCCACGGAACAAGACACUAAAUUAUAAAGAAUUGUCUGGAAGUCUGAAGUUUUUUCCUGUUUCAAUGUACUAUUUAAAAAAAAAAAUCUGAAAAGUUAUGAUUAAUGCAUAUAUUGGUAAAGAUAUGAAGGUUCCAUAAGUAGUCACUUAAAAAGUAAACAAAAAUUUGAAAGUUGUUAAACCUAAAUCUAUCUGUUUGUUCAAAAUUAACCUGAUUUUAAAGAAUGCCCACAAUAUUUUGCAAGCUUUUCAAGAAACAAUUUUUGUAGUUUCUGAUUCAUUGGCAUACAUUCAGGGUAACGAAAAGAGUGAAUUUUUGGAACUUUAUGUGACAAAGUUUGUCUAGAUAUCAAAUUGAAUAGGAGAGUUGCUUGAAAAAAAAAAAUUUAAUUUGUUGAUUUUUUAGGGAAAGUCUAUAUCAGACGGUCCUAUGUAUAUAUAGCCUUCUGGUGUAAGUUUAAGACUUACUAUAUUAAUGGGUACUUCUUCAAAUAUUGGCUAUAAGAUAAGAAGACUUACAAUGCUCAAUAAAUAAGAUUACCUCAUGUUCAAAGUGCACUCCUGAUUACAAAGAUAGGUACGAGGGCUAGCCUGAUUAACAACAUAUAUUUUUUGGUAGAAAUAUCUUCUCACAGUAUAUGUAAAGAGGUUAAAUAAGUUCAACAGACGUUUUGAUAGUUUGUCUGCAGGUUUGCUCUAGCAUUACACCUGUAGACAAUGACAAGGGAACAUUUCAAUCUGUUAAUAGAGAAUCCUGAGAAUUGAUUUGACAAAUGAAAUAAAUGUGUCAAUUGAAAAUGCAAUGAAACAAUGUUUUUUUGAAGAAGAUGCUAUUAUAGAACAGCUUUAAAAAAAUAGAUAUUGUUUUACAUUUUACAUGCCAUUUCAAAUAAGAAAAUAAAAAGGAAGAUGUACACAAGACGAUAAUAUAACAGGAAGUAAACAAUAUUUUUAUUUUUUCUCUGAAGAAGUGCCAUUAAUUUAUGUUAUGAUAUAACGGGUUGUAAUUCAAUGAUAUUAUCUGGAUAAUACAUUAGAGGUUGUUUGUUAAAUAAUGCUCAUUUAUUUGCAUAUUUUUAUUGAGAUUGUGCCAAACUUAUAUAACAAAUAAUUCAGUGACAUUUGAAUGAACUCUUUAGGGUAAAUUUAUAUAUAUUAUAAAGAUGAAAUGUUUGUGAUGCUAACCAUAUAAAUGUUAAGAAUUUGUCUCUGAAUGUAGAUAAAUUGGGUUUUGAUUUAAAUAUGAUGCAAAAAUGAAGAAAAGAAAAGAAAAUUUCAGAAAAAAGAGUUUAAAUAAUGCAAUUUUAUACAGCUUGCUGAUGCCAAAUUAUAGAUAGAAACAAUAAUACAAGUUUAUACGGCUUGCUGAUGCCAAAUUAUAGAUAGAAACUUUAAAAAUUUCCAGCAGGACCAGAUGUACAAAUAAGCCAACAUGUCCAAAAUUGUUAUAGGAGUUAUUGCCUUUGAUAGUUAUAAAUAUGAAAACCCUUUUUGUCUUGCCUCAACAAAGCCAAGACUUUGGCAUGCUGCUUCUGGCGGCAGCAUCAACAACUUGUCAAAGUUUGUGAUUAGGUCAGUUCAAGUAUGGUAUGCAGUUGUAUAAAGGUUGACACAUCUCAUUUCCAUGGAGAUUAUUUUGCCCUACCCCCCUCAGUAAUGGUGUAUUGCUCUGAAAACAUUUGCAAAGUUCACAUGUUAUAGUUUGUGACUUUGUCAAUUGAAGAUGAACCACUAAUGGUUAGUCAGUGAUAUUUGGUAUGUAGUUUUACUAGCAGUUGCACAUUUUAUUUCCAUGGAGAAUAUUUUGCCCUUUUCCCUCAGUCAUGGUCUAUUAACUUUGAAAACUUUUGCAUAGUUUACAUGUUAAAGUUUGUCAAUUUAAGAUGAACCACUAAUGGUUAAACAAUGAUAUUUGGUAUGCAGUUGUAUUAAAAUGGCACAAAUUUUUUCGAUGAAGAUUUUGUGGUCAGAUCCCCUCAAUCAUGAUCUUAUGACUUUGAAACUUAUGCAUAGUUUACAUGUUAAAGUUUGUAAAUAAAUUAGUUAAAGGAGAACCAUGUAUGAUAAGUCUAUGAUAUUUUGUAAGCUGUGGUGUAAUGAUUAGCAUAUUUCAUUUUGCAGAGGUCAUUUGGCCCUGCACUUUCAGUCAUGUUUUAUGACUUCGAAUGAUUUGAAAGGUGUAAAUGUUAAAGUAUUACAAUCUCAAUUAUAACAAUUGCAUUGUACUGUCAAAAUUACAUACAGGUGAGACAUAUCUCUGUGUCAACAGAUUAUUUCAUUUUUGGCUUAAAGUGUAGUAGAUAAAGAAAAAUAUACCACAAAAAUUAUCAGCAAGAACAGGCUAUAAAUAGAUCAUGUAGCAAAAAUUGUCAGUCAACUCCUUAACUGUAGGUGUUAUUGCCCAAAAAUGACAAGAUAGAGAGAAUCUUUGAAAACCAAAAAUGAUCAUCAAGACGAGACUUAGAAAUAGGUCAACUUAGUCUAAAUUGUCCGUCCAUUUCUCUUAAGAGUCAUUGCCUUUAAAUAGUGAUUUUUUUUUACCAGGAAAUUUUUUUUUUUUUAUAUUAAGAUCAACAAACAAUUGAUUUAAGUUAUGAACAUUAAUCUAGUCUCUAAUAUUGAAAAGUGGCCAUUCUUGUACAUUUAUUCAGGUGAGCGACACAGGCUCUUUAUAGCCUCUAAUUUUAUUUAUCCUCAGAUUUAUAAUUGAAUACUUUUAAGAUGAAUCUCUAAAUAUAAAGAUGUUUAGUUCAGAAUCUCAAUAGUUGUUUCUAUGACUUCAAUGAAUAAUAUUAUUUUGUUUCUCUGAAAUUAAUGAAUAAAAAUUUUUUAUUUUACAAUUUAAAACAUGAUUGAAUUAUGUUAUAUUAUUUGAUAUACUCUUUCUGUAAAAUGUUGUUUUUUGAAAUCUCAUAAUUGAUCUUUUUUAUGCGUCCCCCCUAGCGGAGGGGCAUUAAGUUUUACCCUUGUCCGUCUUUACGUCCGUCCAAUCCAUCCGUACGCCCCAAAGUUGGUUUCCGUUCUCUAACUUUUGUUUGCCUCAACCAAAUGUUAUGAAACUUAUAUACAAUGCUUAUUACCACAAAACACAGAUCGAGUUUGAAUUUUGGUGGCGUCACUAUAACCGUUCUAGAGUUAUGCCCCUUUACAAAUGGAAAAAUUGCUGAAUUUUUCCUUUCUGUUUUCUAACUUUAGUUUGCUUCAAACAAAUGUUAUGUAACGUAUACACAAUGCUUAUUGCCUCAUAAUACAGAGCAAGUUCGAAAUUGGCGUCACUUUUACAGUUCUUGAGUUAUGCCCCUUUAUAAACAAAAACUGCUGAAUUUUUCGUUUCCGUUCUCUAACUUUAGUUUGCCUCAACCAAAUGUUAUGAAACUUAUACACAAUGCUUAUAACCACAUAAUACAGGUCAAGUAUGAAAUUGGGUGGCAUCACUUGUACCUUUCUUGAGUUAUGCCCCUUUAUAAACAUAAAAAUUGCUGAAUUUUUCGUUUCUGUUCUCUUACUUAAGUUAGCCUCAACCAAAUGUUAUGAGACUUAUACACUAUACUUAUUACCACAAAACUCAGAUCAAGUACAAAUUUGGGUAGCGUCACUUUUACUGUUCUUCAGUUGUGUCCCUUUAUAACUUCAUAUGAUAUGCAAGCGGGGGCAUCAUCGGUGUCCCAUGGACACAUUUCCCAUUUAUUUUAUUUAUAUGUUUAUGUUAUUGUUUAUUAUUUUAUAACACACUGUAUUUUGUUUUGUUUGGUGAAGUCGUUUAUGUUUUGAAUUUACAAACUCUGAGUACAAUUGCAUAAAAGAUAGUAAAAUUAGUCAGUAAAAAUUAUCUUGAAUUAGUUGAAGUUUCUCAAGUGCUUUGUGCUUUUUUUUGUCAUUUUGUAAUUGACAAGAUUGCUAUCGUAAAUAAAAUUUAAAAAACUUAA